Molecule: messenger RNA, 1161 nt
Organism: Cyprinus carpio (common carp)
Lineage: Eukaryota; Metazoa; Chordata; Actinopteri; Cypriniformes; Cyprinidae
Product: neoverrucotoxin subunit beta-like
Exons: 5
Coding region: 217-1161 (314 amino acids)
Molecular function (GO): protein binding
Source: RefSeq, a predicted model, not a curated record
GGUCUUCUUUAAAAUAAUAUUAACAGAUUUUCAGUACACAAAAAAGCUAAUUGCACAUAUUCAUAAAGUAUGUAUUGUCUCUGUGAAUAUUACACAUUUGACCCGACUGACAAGAUCAGAAUAACAAUAAAUGUGCACAAUAUUUUUUUAUAGAGUAAUCAGUUUAACACAAAAAGGAUACAACACAUAAUGUGAUAUACAGAACAAACAAAUGUGAUGUGGACUGAUGUUGUAUGUUUUUGUAGGUUGUCUGGCUGUAUGGUGACAGAGGAGGGAUGUUGUUAUGUGUCUUCAGCUCUGACUUCACACCCCUCAUGCUUGAGAGAGCUGGAUCUAAGCUAUAAUAACCCCGGAGAUUCAGGAGUCAAGCUGCUCUCUGAAAAACUGGAAGAUCCAAACUGCUCACUGGAUAAAUUCAAUGUGGAUCAUGGAGGAGAAUCCAGGAUUACAGCAGGACUAAAGAAAUAUGCCUGUUUUCUCACACUGGAUCCAAACACAGCACACACUCAUCUCAGUCUGUCUGAGGAGAACAGAAAGGUGACACAUGUGAUGAAGAAUCAGCCGUAUCCUGAUCAUCCAGACAGAUUUGAAGUGUAUCAGGUGUUGUGUAGAGAGAGUGUGUGUGGACGCUGUUACUGGGAGAUUGAGUGGAGUGGAGAUGUGCGUAUAUCAGUGUCAUAUAAGAGCAUCAGCAGAAAGGGAGACGGUGAUGAGUGUAGGUUUGGAUUUAAUGAUCAGUCCUGGAGUUUGUUCUGUUCUCCUGACAGUUUCUCAUUCAUACACAGUAACAUAGAGACUGAUCUCCCUGUGAAGUCCAUCAUCAGGAGAAUAGGAAUAUAUGCAAGUGACAUGAUGUUGCCACCAAUGACGGAUGACACAAGAGUUGACCUGUGGUGGAAUGCAGUCUCAGCAAUUCAGCACUACUCCAGGCUGUCAAGGGACAGCCCCAUCAACCCAUCACUCGUACAAAAUCUCAAACUGUCAAGCUGGAGAUACAGGGCAGAUAACAAAAGGAGGGCAGAACUUCAUGCUCCCAAUCCAGCCCGAAAGAAGGCAGCCAAAGACUCAUUAGUGGCAUCAGCUUUCAAUGCCAGAAAGACUGAGCUGACAAAAGCUGUGGCUGAAAGCAUUGAAAAGCUUGCUGCCAAGAAACAGAAGUAG